AUGCACCAUGUCCUAGACAUCGCCGAAAUCUUGCGACAUAUAUUCUCUCUUCUUGAGCAAGACGAUAACGCUCGUAACGCAUGGGUAUGCAAGCAAUGGACCGAUAUAGCCAUCGAUUUUGCCUGGGAAGAUGCACAUCCAGGAGUCUUCCGUUCAUUGGCACCCACACGUUUCGAUCCCGCGCGCAUCGUAACCUUCGAACGUUCGCCGCGGGUCAGCGAAUGGCGUCGCUUUCUGUUGAAGAGCGCGCGUGUGAAAACUUGGAAAGACCCCGUUUUCAAAUCUCAGGGAAACAACUGGCAUCUUUCGCAGAGAGCUCUUAACGACAUUGCGCUCACCCGUACCACAAUCAACAUAUUUCCGAACUUGCGCGCUAUAUUCGCCGCCACUCACGCUCUUCAUACGAUCACCAUGGGAGAGGCCGUGGUCGACCUAGCACUGAUGGUCACCUCGGUGGGGCAGCAACCACAUUUACGCAUCCCGGUCACGUUGGAGAACAAUUUCUAUCUCGUUUACGAGCGGGACGCUUUGGAGCUCCCGGAUUACGACGACCAGAUUACAGAUCUCCUUCACCAUAUGCCGCAUCUGAAGACGCUUACUCUCCCUUUGUUCUGUCUCAACGGACCUAUGGCACAAGCUCUUUCCUGCCACAAGAAUUUGCAGGAAAUACAUAACGCGUUCCCAUCGAAGCAUAUUACCAAUCUAUGGAUACAUACGCCAAGCAUACCGCCGUCCUCCGCUGUUAGAGACCUCAUUUCUGGCCUUGCUGGCGUAUGCCUUUCCCUCACAACACUAGAACUCAUAUUUCAAGCACCAACCUACUCGGAAGAUUCGAAUAUGUCGCCCGUUGAUCCCAUUCAAGCACGACACCUCCUCCACCUCCCUACCUUAGCACACCUCUCCACCUUCCGUAUUCGCCAUCCGUAUCCCAUCGCCAUUGGUGACGCCGACUUUGCCGAACUACUAUCGAAGUGGCCGCAUCUACGCUCGCUCAGCUUGAACCCACAUCCCGUGGUCACGAUGCCGACGAUGCUGACCCUGGGUGCAUUCCUUCCCCUCGCUAUGCAUUGCCGUGAUCUCACCGAGCUUGGACUGUAUAUCGAUGCGACUCUGGCCGUACCUCCUCUUCCACGCGACAUCGUUGCAUUAAAGUACGAACUACGCAUCUCGACCCUCUACUUGGGCCGCUCCCCUCUAUCUUUCGAGGAUGACGCCUCGACCACAACGUACCCAGAAGUCGCUCGUUACCUUGGCUCGUUCAUCAAGGGAGAUCCCCCGAUGAAAUGGAUGUGGCCAGAUGGCGAUAUAUAUCCGCCACACCUGCAGGACGAGGAGGAUUGGCUACAUGAUUUGGCGGUGUAUAAUGACUUGGGAGACUACGAGGAGGGAUGGAAGACGAUCGAGGUCAUGACGGGUCUGGUAUUAGAUGGGAAGCGCUCGGUAGACUCAGGUAUCUUUUGGUUCGGUGCUACGGCUCUCGGUUCAACGUUCAACGUUCAGAAACGUUCAGACCUCACGAACACUGUUUUUUGUCUAUUGCUUGACUUGUGGCCUCCUAAACCACUGGACCAAAUACCAAAAUACAACGGGUUUUUGAAGACACGUCGCUUCACAUGCAUCAUGCUCUAAGUAUUUCAGAGAUAUUGCGCCAUAUAUUCUCUCUGCUUGAGCAGGACGAUAACGCUCGUAAUACACGGGUAUGCAAAAGCUGGAGCGACACCGCUCUUGAUUUCGUCUGGGAGGUCGCACACCCGGGGGUCUUUCUUUCAUUAGCUCCCACUGAGGCCAACGCAGUCCCUCGCGAAUUGACCUUCGUACGCCCCCCAACACCGGAAGAAUGGAGCCGUUUCCUCUCGCACAGCAGUUGCGUACGAACGUGGAGAGACUCGACUUUCAACCUCACAGCAAACGCCUGGCGUCUUUCAUCCGCGGCCCUCGCCGAUAUCUCAGCGACCUGCACCACAACUUGCAUAUUCCCUAACUUGCAAGACAUUAGCGCCAGCACCCACGAAAUUGAGACAUUCAUCAUGAGUCCUUCGGUGGUCUCCCUGGUGUUGGUGGUUUCAAAAAUUUCACCUUCGCGCGUUCCCACUAUCCUGGAAAAUAUACGCGAUCAGCUUCCCCAGCUAAAAGACCUAGAUAUAUAUUAUGAGAUGGGGACUGAAGGGCUUCCUCCUUACGACGACGAAAUCGCAGGACUUCUCCAGGCUUUACCCAAAUUGACUACUUUGAGUCUCCCUCUCUUCUGUCUCAAUGCAUCCAUGAUACGUGCACUUUCACAACAUCAAAGUCUCGAAAGCAUAUUGGUUGACUCGUCUUCAACGUAUGUGCCUUACCCAUGCAACGAGCGCGAGCGCGAGCGCAGCCUAGUACUUCCUAACAAACUGCUCGAGACAGGCGCAUUCCCGUCUCUGAACCAGUUAUCAUUAUCUACCCCCUCCCUCACCGAUGCUCAGAAGUUCUUCACGCAGCCUGGGUUCCCAGGAACCAAUCUUCGUUCCUUGUGGUUUCACACCACAACCAUACCGUCUCCAGCAUCCUUCGGAGAGCUGUUGACCUAUCUCGCCGGUGUAUGCCCUUUCCUCACCGACCUAGAGAUGAUCCUUCAAGCGCGCCAAUAUAGCAGACGCUCGGACUUCAGUUCUGUCGAGGCCCUCGGGGCACGAGACCUUCACCCACUCCUCGGAUUCAACAGUCUCCACGUCUUCCGCAUCCGCCAUCCAUACCCAAUCGACAUAUCCGACACAGAACUCCGAGAGCUCGUCUCUAAGUGGCCCCGUUUGUGCGUUUUCGACCUCAAUCCCCACCCUGUUGUUUCGAAGGUCCCGACGCUCACAUUGGGCGCAUUCGUCACUCUCGCGACAUACUGUCCAUAUCUUUUCGAAAUCGGCCUCUACGUCGAUGCCACUGCAGCCCCACCAUCCGUCCCCCCUUGGAUUAUUGUCUCAAGGCGGCAGCUUGAUAUCACGACACUCCAUAUCGGCCGUUCUCCCCUCCUGAUAGGCGCCAAUGCACCUGUGACCACAUUUCCGCAAUUAGCCCGUUACUUGGCCCACUUUAUGGUGGACUCGUCCAAGACCGACUGGGAGUGGCCGAAUGAAGACGAUUUACCACCGCGAUUGAGGAACGAGUGGAACUGGUGGGCGUCCGUGGCAGCAUAUAGUCGUGAUGAUGUAGAGACGAAAUAUGAGAGCGAAAUAGGGCUUUGUUCCGAUCGAAUAUGGAUCAGAUAUGGACACUUCUGGGGAACUGCCCAAAACCUUUACUGCCUUUUCCGUAGAAUUGUGUCCAAUAUUCCACCGGCAGAGCUCGAGGCCCGUAUUUGA
Molecule: messenger RNA, 3326 nt
Organism: Stereum hirsutum FP-91666 SS1
Lineage: Eukaryota; Fungi; Basidiomycota; Agaricomycetes; Russulales; Stereaceae
Exons: 11
Coding region: 1614-3326 (570 amino acids)
Molecular function (GO): protein binding
Source: RefSeq, a predicted model, not a curated record